Messenger RNA from Capsicum annuum, 2772 nucleotides. RefSeq lists its product as uncharacterized. The transcript is spliced from 4 exons. Lineage: Eukaryota; Viridiplantae; Streptophyta; Magnoliopsida; Solanales; Solanaceae. The record is from RefSeq and is a predicted model, not a curated record. Bases 1729 to 2580 code for a protein of 283 amino acids.
GUAUAAGCAUAGAGUGAUGCAGUUGUAAACUGAAGCUUAAAAUGACGAAAAUAUCCUCUAAUUUAAUGUUAAUAUCGAGAAGCACGAGCUGACGGAUAGCUCUGUGCUUAUUCCCUUUUAUAGUAAGUAAAAAGUAAUAAAUAGAGUUAAUUGGGAAAUUCAAUCGUCAUAUGAAAUGGUAUUUUGGUAUUUUGAUUUUCAGCUCUUGUGGGAUGCAUCGGAUUUUCCUAGGGUUCCACUUCGAUUUUGUUAGCCCAAAUUUUCUCUUCGUUUUGCUUCAUUUCUCAGGUUCUGGCGCUCAAGUCCGCGGUCAAGCCCCUUAUUAGGAUCUCUAUCUUCUGCUAUUGGUGAACUUCUUUCCCACCAGGAGGCCGGACGAGGAGGCCGGACGAGAUAUGAUGAUUAUUAUAUAUUUUCUUUUCUUUCUGUAUUAGUAUUUAUUAGAGGCUUCACAGUCUGGUGCAGUUGUCAAGUAAACUUUGUAAUUUUCGGUCUUUAUUUGUCAUAUCUAUUGGUAUUGUUGGAUAUUAAGCGGUGUUAAUAAACUUGGGUGAAGUUUUAUCUCUUACUUCCUCUUUAUCCAUUUGUAUUAGAAGUAUGCUCGGGUGAUAUGCCAGAACGUUCGCUCGUACUAGCUAUAGCAUCGGGUGCGUGUCACGUCCAGGGCCCGGGCUCGGGUCAUGACAGCUAUAGUAAGACUAAUGGAGGUGGUAGAUGUGGUAGCGAUUGACAAUAGUGGUUGAUAACGAUAUUGGUUUUCAAUGGCGGUUGUGAUGGUGAAAGUUGAUUGGUGGUUGACAAUGUGUGGUGAUGACAGAUAUGGUUAGUGAUGGUGAUUGGUGAUUGUGGAUAGAGUGGUAGUGAAUAUUAUCCAACAUAUUUUUUAAAAAAUAUAUUAUCCAACAUAAGAAUAUCUCUUAAUGAUAUUAAAGACUUAAUUUCAGAUCUGAAUGAUUAAGACCUAUUAAGAGCUAAAAUCUUAAUAAAAAAUAAAUACACUUAAUGGUUUGAAGUGUGAACCAUUCGGAUUUAAACCUCCAUUAAGGACCCGUUUGGCCAUAAAAAAAUAUUUUACUUUAGUGAAAAUUGGGGUGUUUGGCCAUGAGACUUUUUAUACAACACCAACAACAAAGGCAACGUUAUUGUCUCCUAUCACAUUUGGUUGUAUCUUGUAGGUAAAUUAGUUAAGUUGGGUGAUUUUGAUAGUUUUAAAAAUAUGGAGCAUAAAUUUAUAAUUAAAAAAGUCUUUCCAAAAGUCUAAAAAAUAUUUUCAAAAAGACAUGGUCAAAACAAGUUUAUUUAAAGUAUAAGGUCUUCUAGCAGAUACAAAACAAGUUGUUGUUGAUGAUGACCAAAAGGAUAGAAUCAGUGCUUUACCAUUACAUGUUAAUUGAUCCUAUCCUUGCUCGGUUGCCUGCUAAAUGUGCCGCGAGAACAAGUAUCUUGUCGAAGAAAUGGAGAUGUAAUUGGGCAAUGCAUCCAUAGCUGAUGUUGGAUGAACAAUUUUUGAUGCUCUUGGCGGUAAAAUCUCCAUCUUACUUCAAACAAACUGUAGAUGAGAUUCUCUUAAGACAUCGCGGAGAUAUGGUAAAGUUUGCACUAAGUAAUGUUAAACCAGACACGGCAAAAGCGCUUUUGCCAUCACAUGCAGAUAUAGAUAGAUGGAUGGAUUCUGUCACCGGAAUAAUGUCAAGGAGCUAACACUUGCCAUGCCAUGCGAUAUUCGAUAUGACAAAUGUGUUCAACUGUCUAACCAUAACGUUUUUGAAACUAGACAAAUGUGUCAUCAAACCACCUAUAUCGCGUCUUGACUUUCCAAAUCUUACAACUUUCUGUAUGACGAAUGUAACCAUUGACCCAGCCACAGAGUUUUGUGUUUUCAAGUCACCUCGUCUUGUCGUUUUGCACUUGAUAUAUUGUGAUGGCACUCAAUACCUGAACAUUGUUUCACCAAGAUUAGAGUCCUUGUAUGUGUCAAACUCCCACUAUCUCGUGCUGAAUUACUUUGUCAACUGUAAUAAUUUGAGAAGGCUGCGAAUUCGAUCUGACAAAUUGGUUGAUGUUUUGGAACCUGUUGAAAGUUCAACCUUGAAGAAGUUCUUUUUUCAAGUGGCAGAUACAGUCCAGGCUCUUAAUUUGGAUUCACUUCUCCUUGAUCUUUGUUGUGCAGAUACGGUUCGUAAGAUGCUUCCUUUUUCAGUCAGUUGGUUGUUGCAUCUAUCAAUGAUUGUUGACUUCAGAAAUUUGAGUCGGACUUCUGGUGCUCUGCUAUUAAUUAAGAGUGCCCCCAAUCUGAUUACACUUGUGAUUUGGGUCUAUGGUGCCGCUGAAAUUGCUGAAGCUGUUUCCGAAUAUCUGAAGACACCAGCCUGCUUGAACCAACCGCUCAACAAGCUUAAACACGUGACCUUAGGUUUGUCUGGGGCUUCAGAAAGUGGAUUGACUUUCACAAAGUUAUUGCUCUCUCGCACUCCAUCUUUGGUAAGGAUGCGCACACAUGGUUACAAAAGCAGUGGUUACGAGGAAGAGUUGUUGCGCUUUCCCAGAGCUUCUCCCAAGGCCAAACUUAUAAUUACUUGAAUAUAACCAAAGAUUCGAAAUAGCUGGUUUGUUUUCUUUGGCUAUAUAUGUCACCGCUGUCUGUUAUGUCUUUUCAAUUUCGUAGCAAACCAAUUGGAGCUUCAGUAAUAUUUUUGAUGAAUUGUAUUUAUAGAUGUUUUGGUUUGAGGCAGCAGGCAAAUUCAAAAUUUCUUAACAACUUCAGUGACUAAA